AUGUCGAUGAUGAGCUUGAAGCCUUACUACUGUCAGUACGUACCAAUCACUCGUACUGCGAUAAUGGAGAGUCUACCUCGAUAUCUUGAUGUUCGCAACAAGUCCAAACCGUACAAUCAGAAUUAUAAGAAUGAUUUUCGAAUUAAUUUGCAACUAAAUAUCUGGAUCAUGAAAAUAAUCGGCACGUGGCCGCUGACACAAUCCUCGAUUGAGAUGCUGUGGUAUAGGAUGCUGAAUGUAAUCUGCUACAUAUUGCUGGCUUUACUCCUAAUUCCCAGUGGCAUAUACAUCGUCCUGGAGAUCAAGGAUUUCUACAAUCAGUUGAAGCUUGGUAGCGCUCUUACAUUCUUCUUCAUGGCCGUAUUGAAAUACUGCGCUUUGCUUUUGCGCGAAAAUGACAUUCGCAAAUGUGUCGAUUAUAUUAAGAGUGAUUGGAAAAACGUGAGAUACAUAGAUGAAAGAAGAAUCAUGCUGGAGAACGCAAACUUUGGCCGUCGGCUGGUUGUCAUCUGCAGCGUCCUCAUGUACGGUGGCGUCACGUUUUAUUUCGUGGCGGUGCCACUGACUCGCGCGAGGAUCAAAGAGGAGGGUACCAAUCUCACUUAUCGCAGACUGGUGUUUCCAGUGCCCAGUGUGAUUGUCGAUGCUCGUCGUAGUCCGGUUAAUGAGAUUUUCUAUUUCAUCCAGUUAUUUGCUGGCUUUAUCGCCCACAACGUCACGGUGGCUGCGUGUAGCUUGGCAGUUCUCCUCGCAAUGCAUGCAUGUGGACAGUUGCAGGUGCUCGUGUCCUGGAUAAACCAUUUAGUCGAUGGUCGAGAGGGCGUCAACGACACCACGAACGAGAGAUUAGCUAAAAUAAUACAAUUACACAUGCGUAUCUUGAACUUUAUAUCUCUAAUCGAGGAAUUGUUGCAUGAGAUAUCUUUAGUGGAAGUUGUGGGCUGUACGUUAAAUAUAUGUUUUCUUGGAUAUUAUUGCAUGAUGGUAUAUAUCAUACUCCUCGCUUCGCUUACGUUCAACAUAUUCAUAUUUUGUUACAUAGGCGAACUUAUAACGGAACAGAUUAUAAAAGUACGUGAAAGCUCGUACAUGAUUGACUGGUACCGACUUCCAGAAAAAAAGAGCCUUGCUGUCAUUUUGAUAAUCUGUAUGUCCAAUGCGACUACUAGGCUCACUGCUGGAAAUAUGAUAGAAUUGUCCAUCAGCAGCUUCGGUGAUGUUAUCAAAUCAUCUGUCGCUUAUUUAAAUAUGCUACGGACGCUUACUACUUUAGAAAGUACAAUUUGA
Molecule: messenger RNA, 1287 nt
Organism: Trachymyrmex septentrionalis
Lineage: Eukaryota; Metazoa; Arthropoda; Insecta; Hymenoptera; Formicidae
Exons: 5
Coding region: 1-1287 (428 amino acids)
Biological process (GO): detection of chemical stimulus involved in sensory perception of smell; sensory perception of smell
Cellular component (GO): plasma membrane
Molecular function (GO): odorant binding; olfactory receptor activity
Source: RefSeq, a predicted model, not a curated record